Messenger RNA from Nycticebus coucang (slow loris), 2311 nucleotides. RefSeq names its product proto-oncogene Mas. The record is from RefSeq and is a predicted model, not a curated record. Gene Ontology annotation, molecular function: angiotensin receptor activity. Gene Ontology annotation, biological process: G protein-coupled receptor signaling pathway. The coding region runs from base 410 to 1345 and encodes 311 amino acids. Gene Ontology annotation, cellular component: membrane. The transcript is spliced from 4 exons. Lineage: Eukaryota; Metazoa; Chordata; Mammalia; Primates; Lorisidae.
AGACCCUGAGGCAGGGCAUGGGCACCCCAGAUGCCGAGGGGCAGCCUCCCUGUGGUCACGUCCGACCCUUCCUGAGCGAAUGACACUAGUGAGUCGCCACUCAAGUUUGUAAUUGUUCAACUGACCCUGACAACCAGAAAACUUCUUUCAUGAGAAGCAAGAAAGGAGGGGAAGGUGCUCUGCGAUGCUGCCAAUGCUUCCCAGUAACAAUGCCGUCACCUCCUCAGCGCUCUUCCUACUGAUUCCCCAACUGAGGUUUCCACUGCUGUGUCACUGACAGCUCCGGGGGCUGCAGAAGGCUGUGAGGAUGAGCUGUCCUUCCACCCCAGACUGUCACUGCCAGAGAAUUAGCUGAAGAGCCCCUCUCUGAGGCCUCCUCACGGACGGGGGGAACCUGACAUCCUUUGGCAUGAACGCCUCCACCCCCGGGAACGCCUCUGUGGGGGGCGCACGCCGGCAGGUCCCCGCCGUGCACUGGGUGAUCAUGAGCGUCUCCCCACUGGGCUUUGUGGAGAACGGGAUUCUGCUCUGGUUCCUCUGCUUCCGCAUGAGGAGAAACCCCUUUACCGUCUACAUCACCCACUUGGCCAUCGCCGACAUCUCCUUACUCUUUUGCAUCUUCAUCCUGUCUAUUGACUACGCUUUAGAUUAUGAGAUCUCCUCUGGCCACUACUACACAACUGUCACCUUAUCGGUGACGUUCCUGUUUGGCUACAAUGCAGGCCUGUACCUGCUGACGGCCAUUAGUGUGGAGAGGUGCCUGUCGGUCCUGUACCCCAUCUGGUACCGCUGCCACCGCCCCAAGCACCAGUCAGCAUGUGUCUGUGCCCUCCUGUGGGCACUUUCUUGCUUGGUGACCACGAUGGAACAUGCCAUGUGCAUCAACAGUGGAGAAGAGAGCCACUCUCAAAGUGACUGCAGGGCAGUCAUCAUCUUUAUAGCCGUUCUGAGCUUCCUGGUCUUCACCCCACUCAUGGUGGCUUCCAGCACCAUCCUGGUGGUGAAGAUCCGGAAGAACACAUGGACGCCCCAUUCCUCAAAGCUGUACCUAGUGAUCAUAGCCACCAUCAUCAUCUUCCUCAUUUUCGCCAUGCCCAUGAGGCUCCUCUACCUGCUGUACUACGAGUACUGGUCGGCAUUCGGGAGCCUGCACCACAUCUCCCUCCUCUUCUCCACUAUCAACAGCAGCGCCAACCCUUUCAUUUAUUUCUUUGUGGGCAGUAGUAAGAAGAAGCGGUUCAAGGAGUCUCUAAAAGUGGUUCUGACCCGGGCUUUCAAAGAUGAGACACAGCCGAGGCGCCAGGAAGACAACUGUAACGCUGUCUCACUUGAGACGGUCGUCUAAGGAUUGCAGAGAGAAAUCUCAAAUAAAAACGGUGGGGCACAGACCAUCUUUCAUUUGUGCUUGGAAUAUAAUUUCAGUAUCUCCCAAAUAUGAUACAGAAGGACACCCUAUCCCAUACGCAUAAAAUACUAUGAACCAUGAGCGUGUGCUCUUGUACGGUGUCUCCUGGAAAUGCUAAAUACCUGCCCGGCCGCUGUCAUUUCUGGACUUAGCAAAAACUCUUUCUGUUCUUCUCAGCGCUCUGGCAGCAUUUUAUCACAAACCAUAAAAACGCCUCUAAGAGGAAGAUUUACAGAUGUGUACAGGAAAAGCUUGAAAGCUUUUCAUGUCAUCACACCUCUACCGAAACAUUGGCAGAUGUUACAAUCUAACCAACCAUGUGCCAGAGCAUCAUCUCAGGUGGUGAAGAGAAACAUUUGGCCACGGAUAGGAGUGUCUCCUGGUUUCCUUUGCCUUUUUGGAAAUGCUAGAUGUCAUGCACCCAUAUGAAAUGGAAGUCUGUGCUGAAAUCCUUUGACUGCAUAUGAAUUUUCAGGAACAGAGCUUAAUUCCUGAGGUCAUGAGGGUGAUUGUGUUUUUGAAGACCCCUCCCCUCCCGCGGAGUGCUGAGUUGUUUACUCACCUGCAGUCAGAUGCAGGUCCCUGCCCCCCUUACCCUGUCCUCCUGAGAAUGUCCCUGUGUCAUUCCUGGGAGGAGACGUGGCAGGGGCUAAUGAGAGGGUGGCCACAGCUUGGAGGAGAUGAAUGGUUUCUUCAUGGCAGACCUUUAUGCGACUUUCUCAGCAUCUUUAUUCAGCACUGCCCAGGGCGGGCUCUGCCUCUCACCUGCUGGAAGCUGCCGUCCUCAGACUGUGUGGCCCAGAGUUUAGCAUCUUGUCCUAUAGACGACACCGCUGUGUUUAUCUCCUUUCCUCCCUCCUAGGAGAUCCGCGAGAAUGUCAGCAUUCCAUGAGAUCCUGUGGGGAA